AUGUCUGUGGACGAGGAGUGUGCGUCCUGUUACUGUCUCGUGGACUCCGCCAGCUGCCAUGUGCUGUUGGACGCACCGGGCUCGUACGCCCUGGUGGGGGAACCGCUGAGCCAGGCUGCUGUCAAGAGGCUGAAGCUGGCUGUGUUCGGAGCACUGGAGGGUCCCCUGAGCUACGGCAUCAGGGUCUACUGUGUGGACGACACACCACACGCCUUUCAGGGAGUGGUGUGGGCCGAGCGCAGCAGAGGGGGGCAGCUGCUGGAAGAGCCCCAGACCCUUCCCUUCAGAGCCAGCUCCUCCAGCCUGCAGGUGUCCAUCCAAGACGUCCCACAGUUCCUCUGGAGCAUCAAGCCCUUUACCACAUGUCAGGAAUUCUCCUUCUCCCAAGUGUGGUGCAGUCACCAGGCACCCCUGCACUGUGCCUUCUCCUUGGAGAGAUUCAGCCCGGCCACCGCACAGCUAUCCUGCAAACUCAGUGUCAGACAGCUCCACGGCCACGAGACAAUCCUGCAGGUGUACACUGCUGUGGCAGAGUGUGAGAAAGAGCCGCUGCCGUUCUUCACACAGUCAGACUGCACAGUGACGACGCAGAGCGGCCCCCGAGCCUUCAGAAUCCCCCCCUCCAUCCACCACAGGAUCUGCGCUACCUUCGACACUGCCAACGCCAAGGGUAACGACUGGCAACUCCUGGCCCACAAGCUGCACCUGGAGAGAAACCUGGGUUACUUCGCUAAACAGCAGUCCCCGUCGGCAGUCAUCCUCAGUCUAUGGGAGGCUUGGCACCAGGACAACGCAGACUUGGACUCUCUCGCCAGCGCUCUGGAAGAAAUCGGAAAGAUCCACUCCACCAAAACCAUCAGCACGGACCACCGUGAAGACGCAUCGGACUUUAACCACAUAGAGAGCGGGAGUUUGCGACGAAUAGCCCAGCUGGACGCCCUCAAAACGGAAGAGCAGACGACGGAGUACGCUGGACAGGACUGA
Messenger RNA from Knipowitschia caucasica, 984 nucleotides. The record is from the annotation of a GenBank genome assembly. NCBI's taxonomy places the organism in Eukaryota, Metazoa, Chordata, Actinopteri, Gobiiformes, Gobiidae.